This is a messenger RNA of Plasmodium gonderi, 4923 nucleotides long. RefSeq lists its product as hypothetical. The record is from RefSeq and is a predicted model, not a curated record. Lineage: Eukaryota; Apicomplexa; Aconoidasida; Haemosporida; Plasmodiidae. Bases 1 to 4923 code for a protein of 1640 amino acids. The transcript has 6 exons.
AUGAGUUCUGGCUGGAAUUUCAAAUUUAAUCGAAAAUAUGGUCAAAGAAAAAAAGGGGAGGCACUGAAUCAUAUUAACAUAUUUAACAAUGUGGACAUCCAAAAUUUUAUAGAAAAAAAUGGAAAGUUGAGGGAUGGAUUGAAUUGCGGUCCUGCUGGACGGAAGGCAUUGAUUCGAUGGAUAGAAUAUAAUUACGAACUAAAAAAUGAAGAUGAAAAUGGUUACCCACUUGUGAGCGCUUGCAAGGUAUGGCAAAGAAGACAAACAUUCCAAGAUAUUACCUUAUCAGGUCUAGUGGAUUUUCUUAAGUUUCUAAAUAUCCCGAAACAUAUUACAUACAGAACAUUGUUUGAUAAUUACCUUUUUCCCAAGUUUGUGAAUAAACUUAAUUCGAUAGAAAAGUCGCAGAAGUGCCUAAUAAAAUUGGCAAAGAAAAUGAUAUCUAUGUUUGAAGUACGAGAAAUGCAAUCACUAUUCUCUAUACUAUUAGAAAAAAUAAAUGUGAUACCUAUUGGAAUUUUAAAGACUUUAGUAGAUGAAACUCCAUCAGCUAAAUACUUUUACGAAAUAACGUCCAUAAAAGUUAAGAGAAAAAUAUGGGCAUUAUGUCCCUAUAAGUUUUAUGAAGAAAUUGAACCUAUCAUAGAAGAAAUUGUUUUAAGAAUGAAAAUAAACAGUAGACAUGAUUAUACUUCAACUGAACUAAUCAACGAACUUAUCGAAUUAAUAGGAGAACAAGAAGAAAAAACUUUUUUGUAUAAUUUAUGUGUGCACAUUAUACGGUUAAAAUGGGUUCAGGUUAUUAUAAAUGAAAAGGAAAAUUUUUCCUCUGAUUUUAUGGAGGGAAAUAAUAACGUAACAACUUGUGGUGAUAAAGAAGAAGUAAUUAAAACUUAUGAUAAGAAACCAGAAUCUAAAGCAUGUUCGAAUAAUGUAUUAUAUGAAAGAAAAGAAUUCGAUGAGGAUAAACAAUUCAAAAAUGAAUACAACAAUUUGGAGGAUAACUUUUGUUACAUGAACUUGAAUCCCACUCCAUGUCCCAAUUCAUUUGUAAUCAAUUUUGGAGAAAAACUGAAAAAAUUACAAACAAGUUUUAGUAGAAUAAUGAACAAAGAAGAAAAUGUAAAAGAGGAAGAACACUCAUACAUUGAUAGGACAAAGUUGUACGUUAUAAAUCUUACUGAAUAUAGCCACAAUAACACAUCUUUUCAUUAUUUGAAGAAGAAAAAAUUUAUUAAGGUUCAAAAUGAUGUAAUGAAUGAUGUCAAGAGAAUGGACAUAUCUUGCAAUAAUUGUACGCACAAAGGAAAGGAAUUUUUUAGAAAAAACAUGGAUUUUGGAAAACAUAUUUUCAGUGAAAAACAUUGCUACAGCUGUGAAGAAUCCAAAAACGACAGAAAGAGGAGUCUAUCGAAGAUAAGUCAAGAAGAGAAGGAUGUAGUAAAAAGGAUAAAGGUUCACUUUAACAGCUCUAAUGAAAACAAAAAUUUUUCAAAUAGGUAUCCCUCGAAUGAUGGUAAACUACAAAAGGAAGGGAAGAAUGACACAUCCAAAGAUGUAUUAUUGAAUGAAAAGCAUAAUGUUGAUGCAUAUACUAACUCAUUCAAUAAGGGUAGUAUCGAAAAGAAUCUUCCCACAAUUACAAAGACGGACAAAAAUAAUAAUAAUGAUAUGCGAAGUGAUAAAGAUUGCAAUGGUAGAGAAAAUAGUGAGAGUAUAAAUAAUGGAAUCCAAGUUGAAAAGGAAAAAAUAUACAGCGAUAAGCACAAGUGCAAAACGAGCUAUAAUCAAAAUGUGUCCAAAAGGUCAGUACUCCCAUUUGAUGGCAUGUUCUACAGUCACAUACGUCUACUUUUGUGUUUACAGUACAAGGAAAAAUACAACGUGAAAGAUGAUGAGAUGAUGAAAAUAGACAAAUAUUUUUCCAUUAUUGAAUUUAUUAACAGUGUUAUUAAAGAUGGGAUAUUAAAUUUUUCUGAUCAAAUGAAAACACAAGAAAUUAUUAAAAAAAUAAAAAAUAAUUUUAAAAUAAAAAAUAUAGAAGAUCUUUGUGAAUACUCUCUUUUAUUUAAUAAUGUUUUACUAAAAUUAUGCAUUAUUGAAGGCAUCUGUUUUUAUUUUUACAAAAAUAAUUUAGAUACACUAUCCCAUAAAAAUUACAUGAAUUUUUGGACGUCUCUCUUUUAUUUUGGAAUUUACAAUAACUUUUUUUCUUUAAUUAAGUACGCGAUUGACAAGAUGGAACACAAGGACAAGAAAAAAAAGUCGGUUCAACAUUUCCAUUUAAGAGGGAAAGCAUUACCAGGUGAGGACGCAGCAGAUGAUCACUCCUAUGGGGACUUCACUGGGGUGAUCCACCAGAUUCGCCAUGACGAAAGUUCGAAUUUGAGUGAAGAGGGUCGAAGUGAAGAGGGUCGAAGUGAAGAGGGUCGAAGUGAAGAGAGUCGAAGUGAAGAGAGUCGAAGUGAAGAGAGUCGAAGUGAAGAGGAUCUAAGUGAAGAGGGUAGAAGUGAAGAGGGUCGAAGUGAAGAGGGUCGAAGUGAAGAGGAUCUAAGUGAAGAGGAUCUAAGUGAAGAGGGUAGAAGUGAAGAGGAUCUAAGUGAAGAGAGUCGAAGUGAAGAGGAUGGAAGUGAAGAGGGUCGAAGUGAAGAGGAUCUAAGUGAAGAGGAUGGAAGUGAAGAGGAUGGAAGUGAAGAACUGAACCUAAUUGGUCCAAGUGAACUAACUAAUGAAAAAAGGACGGGUUGCCAUAUCUUGGAAAGAUGUAAUAGAAGCUUUGAAUGUGAGAAUAAUUCUAGCACAAAUGGAGAUGAACGAUAUGACGAAAUGCAUGAAUAUCAAGGCCAUCUGGAGAGAUACGACGAAAGCAACGUGUCGGAUGGAGAAUUGAGUGUGGAAAGGAGAAGGGAGGAGCAAGAGAUGGUGUACGAGCGGUAUAGGCGAUGUGAAUAUCGUGAAGUACAAGAGGAGGAAGAAGAAGAAGAAGAGGGAGAAGACGAAUAUGACGAGGAUGGAGAAAGUGAUGAAUACUAUGAAGAUACAGAAAGUGACGAAAUAGACGGCGAAUGCGACAAGAGAGAAGAGGAAAAACACAUUCAGCGCUACAGCCACAGUAAGAGAAAUGAAAAUGGACGUGCGCUUGACUUAAGCAACUGUAAUGACAGUGCCUAUAUAGUGGACACGAGAGGAAGAAAUGAAAAGAAUGAUUUCAAAAAGCACUUGUUCAGAAAGGGGAAUAAGCACACACCGAAGGAAGAGCACACAAGCAGUGCUACACAUACAAUGAAUGAUGAAACUAUAAAUAAAGAAUACAAGUUAUUUUUUAAUGAUUGCAAAGAUAGUUAUUUAAAAAUACCUUUAAUUAAUAUUUUAAAAUAUAUUGUAAUUCCAAAAAACGAAGAGCACAAUUUUCUCUCCUUUUUUGAUUUCUUUGAAGAAGAUAAAAAUGUAGAAAACAUCAAGUCGAAAAAAGAAAAAAACAGUAUCUUAUUAUUAUCUGCCUUGCUAAACAUACCUCAAAUAGAUUACAUUAAAAUAAAAAAUUUUUUCAUAAUUAUUGAUGAAUUUUUUUAUAUGGAAAAGAAGAAUUUACAAAUCUUGUAUCCAACUGUUGCUACAAUGAAUGAGGAAGGAAGUAACAUUUUGGAAAUUAUUAAUGAAACGAGAGGGACCGAGGAAAAUAAAAAAACAGAUGUAUCGAGUGAACUUAUCAGCAAUGCAAACAUAUAUAGCAACUAUGGUAGUAAUGCAGAAAACGUAGAAAACAAUGUAAACAUCACUACAAACAGCAUUAGUUGUUAUACAAAAUUGGAUGCAAAUAAAAAUGAUGCAGCUAUCGAAAUGAACAAUAAAGGAUUAUCUUUUCAGAAUAAGAAUGAAUAUUCAACGAACCAUGAGAAAGACAUAAAAAUGGACAAAUGGAAUGAAGAACAAGCCAGUAUAUCCAUCGAUAUGGGCUCUAGUAAUAAUAUGUCUAGGGUGCUAAGGGGAAAAAAUAUGUUUGAGUGUAUAGGGAAAAAGCUAGUAAAUAAGGUAAAAGAUAUGAAUAAUACAAUAAGCUUAAAUCAGUUUUUAUUAAAAAAUAACAUAACAUUUAUAUGUGCUUAUCAGAGGGAUAUGAGCAGCUUAGAGGCAGGUUCUAAUAGUAACAUGGACACAGAUAAUACAUCUAACAAUGUUGAAAUUGUCAAAGAGAAAAACGAGUCUGAUGCAAUGAACACGGUAAUACAGGUUUACGACAAAAAUCCAGAUCUAGUCGACCAAUGGAGAGGAACUACCUGCUCAAUUAAAUUCUUUUGUGAAAUUUCGAACGAAAUAGUGAGAAAGCUAAAUAAUAAUAAAUGUAUUAGUACCAUUAAUAAACAUCUUCCAUAUAUUUUAAAAAUUUGCUCAAGAACUUUCCAUUUCUUAAGAGAAAAAAAACUAAUAAAUAUAUACGUAAAAUAUAUGUACCUAUAUGAAUACCUAUACCACAUGAUAUUAAACAGAUUACUACAUAUUAGUACAAUGAAGUCUCUUCCAUUUUUGCAAAAUAUUAUAUUAAAAGAAUUGCAUUUUUAUUUUGAACAUUUUAAAAAAAGGAGAGUAAAGAAUCUGUGGAAAUUUUACUUUUAUGCUCAUACACUAAUUGAUAUAAACAAAACGAACAUAAUUAAUAAAUUAUUUCAUAAUAAUGCUAUUGAGUAUUUUGUAAAGCUGUUCUACUCGUUGUCCUUCUACAACCCGGUGUUUUCUGUUCUUUUCCUCAAGCUCAUCGAGACACCUCUGUUUUAUAAGAACAUCGAAGAUAAGAAGGCAGAAAUUUUGCAAAAUAUAUGGAUCGGGACACGUGAAAGAUUUUUUGCAAAUAAUUCCGAAUAUAAGAAAUACACCACCGAGUAUAAAAUUUGGAUCGAUUCGUACAACAAGUUUCUUGAGAAAUAA